Messenger RNA from Dreissena polymorpha, 4912 nucleotides. RefSeq lists its product as uncharacterized. The record is from RefSeq and is a predicted model, not a curated record. The transcript has 6 exons. NCBI's taxonomy places the organism in Eukaryota, Metazoa, Mollusca, Bivalvia, Myida, Dreissenidae. The coding region runs from base 341 to 4756 and encodes 1471 amino acids.
UCGAUUUCGGAACACCAUGCUUUAUUUUGUUUAAUUAAAUUUAAACAUACUAGCUUUCUAUUAUUUGAUUAAUAAUGAGUCUACAUUCAUAAAAAAUCUACACGAUGUAUUGUAUAGAGUAACUGUUAAGGUUUGCCCUCUAAAUUGUUAUAAAAAGUAGUGUCAUUAGUUUUCGCGAUAAAAGUUCGUCUGCAUUUUGCAUCUUGCUAGAUAACGACACUUACGGGAAUCUGAUGUAGCAUAGCCAUAGGCACUGAGCCAAAGCUAAGUUGUGCAGCAUUCUGUGGAUGGUGUUCCAGAAUCACGUUUUGGGGAUCUUUAUUGGUACGGAAGAACACCAAUGGCCAGUCAGUGGCCAUUUCCGGAUUCCUAUAUGGCGGCUCCUGAUAUUCCGUCGGAUAUAGAUUUUUACCGAGACAGAAAUGUGGCACGGCCAACUUUUCAAGGACGGAGUCCGCCCCCACGUCAUAGAAGUAGAGAAAGACGGUUCCGUAGUAGAAGUCCACCGAGAAAUGAGAAUGAGUAUUACAGGAGCCAGAACAGCCGAAACUAUUAUAAAGAUAGUGAUGUGCAUUUUCCGAAACGAAGCCGACAGCGUUUGCGUAAUGAUGACCAAUGGAGUAGGAAAAUGAACCAAGAUAGAACAUUACACGACAACGAGAGAAGUUCUAAAAGAAGUCCAAAUCAAUCAUACAGAUCCCAAAGACAUAGAACAGAAACAUACAAAGGGGACCUCGACGAUACUAAAAGAGGGGAAGAAAGGUCAUCAAGUGAUCGUUCUCACAAAUCAUCAGAAAAACGAUCAUGCAAAAAUGGAGAUAUAAUUAAACCCGGUGACAACGUAAUAACUGGCGAAUGUAUAAGUGAAAAACAUCCGCUUUUAACCGAUGAUGUUUCAUCUGACGAUCUGAGGGACGAUAUUCUCAAUGCAGAAACUGAAGAAAGGGUAAUCUUUCAACAACCUGAUAGUGAUGGUGGUUUGUUAAUAUCUGUUCAAAUUGCACAAAGAGAACCGAAACACACUGAAAACAAAGAAAAUAUAUACGCGGCUCACAAAGAGUCAGGAAACGAAAAAAUAUCAGAGCCUUCACAGUCUUGUGUACCCUCAAAUGAACAGAGACAGACUGGAAAGAUUUCUCCAGCUAAAGGCGAUAUCAAUAUUGAAAUGAAAGCACUUGACGAAAAAAUAAAAGCACAAAAAGCCAAGUUGAAAAAACACCUUUCGCCGGAAAGUUUAAAAAACAUUGGUUUAGUUUUCCCAGAAAAAACGAAUGAAAAUCCAAAACAUGAUGACGAUUCUUCAGAAAAUAAAGAAUCCGAUAAUGACCAAACGCUUAAAACAUGCGUUAAUGAUGACACUGUUGAAAAAUUCGAAAAUGCUUCUGUUCAAAUAGAAACCAUACCAGAGCCUGAAAAACUUAUUACGACCAUUUUGGAAAACACAGAAAAACUAAAUUAUGGUGAAUGUCUAGGGCAUAGUGCUAUUAGCAUAUUGUCAACCAAUGUAUCAAACCAAGGAAAUGAUACGGAUAUUGUCAAUACAACAAAAAGUAAGACAAAUCGAUCAAAUAACCAUGACACCUCGAUGGGUAAACUUAAUCAGACAUUUCAGGAAUUGGAAAAGGACAAAAGCAUUGCCUCGUGGGCACGACUGUUGAAAAAAGCCGUGUCUUCCAUUGGCCAAAAUGUAGUAAGUAGCAAAACCGUUGUUAGUCUCUCAAACAGUAAUGCUAAUGACAAACAAGUUGAGUCUUCGAGUUCACAUGCCAAUAAUACAGAAAUAGAUCGAAGUGUUUUAGUUGCUAGUACUGAGGAGGGCAAGUUUUCUUCCGAAAACUCGCCUAAUAGUUCUGAAAGUGAAUUGAAUAAUAAAGCAAAAACGCAAUGCGUAAUGUCAUCAUCAGAAGUAAAUAUAUUGUCUGACAAACAUGAACAAACGAACGAUGUAAAUUUAUCGAAAGUGAAUGAAGAAACUAAAUCCGAUAACCAUUCAACAUUGAAGGACAAAAACGAACCGGAACUUAUUGAUCAGCCUUAUUCAAACUUGGAACAGAAAACCAAUUUACCAACAGAAAAUAAUCAAUUAAAACCAAGUGCUUAUCCUUAUGUGCAGAAAAGCCAUAAAAAUGAUGCUAAAACUGCUUCGGGCAAUAAAUUAGGAGGAAAAGACCCGCAAUCAAAACAACCUGGGCGAGCCGAAAAAGUAAAACAAAUAAAUGUACAGCAUUUGAGAAAUGUAAAAACCGACUGUUUAAGUAAAGAUACACAGAAAACCGACCCUGUAAAGAACAUUGUAGGAUCUAAAUCUUCAUCUAGUGUUAAUAAGUCUGAAUCUACGUUUAAAGAAAAAGUCAACUGUGGGCCAUUUGUGAAGAAACCCGAAGUUAUAGCGAAAACAAUUUCUAGCAAAAUCGUUAAGGAUGAUACGGAACAGUUACCACAGGUAGCUCACAGUUGUCGUCAUAGCGGAACAAACGAUAAGAAAAAGAACAGUUCAAUGUCAGCUGACAAAGAUACCAGUGUAAAAAACGAGCGUCUGAGUACAGAUUCUCAGAAAACUCUUUCCUUAACGAAAAGUGAAGUUUCUAAAACUGCAUUUAGCGUUAAAAAGUCUGAUUCUUUGAUGAAAGAUAAAGCCAAAGUCAACGGUGAGCAACUUGUUAAGAAACCUGAAGUGGAAGCAAAAACAAUUUCUAGCAAAAUCGUUAAGGAUAAUGCGGGACCGUUACCACAAGUGGCCCACAAUCGUCGUCAUAGCGGAACAAAUUCAGGUGCUAAAAGCAAUUUAAUGUCAGCAGACGAAGAUAAAGACCGAAAAAGGCGGCUCUCUGCACCAUGUGAAGUAAGUAGAAAACGAGACAGUUUAAAGAAAACAGAGAAAACACAAGACGGUAAAUAUUUCAAAUUAGGUGAAAAGGAAAGUGUCAAAGAAGUGGAGAAAAGGAAAGAAGUUUUUAAGAAAAUAAAACAUUCAGAAAAAGAAAAGGCACCUGUCAAUAAAUCAUUUAAACAUGAGGAAGAACCUAACGCUAAAAGUUUAAAACAAAAAACGAUCGUAAAUAAGUCCAAGUCAGUGCAUGAGGACGUUGCAAAUGAGAUUGGUAAGGAACAUGACAAACCGAGAGUACAUUCAGAACUGCGGAAACAUGAUAAAUCAGAAAAUUGUCCCAUUACAAGUGAAAACAUUCAGGAGGGCUGUAAUGGAAAGCGUGACACUGAAGACGAUAUUGACAUGGAUGAUUUUGAAAUAAUAGACUUACGUCCUUCAAAAGUCGCUGUGACUUCUGAAAAUGCUGUAAAACCUGAUAUUUUGGAUAUGAAGAACCUUAAAGAACAUGUAGAAGUAAAGUACUGCGAUGAUCGCGUGGUAAUUAAAGGACAAUCACAAAAGAAGAAAUUUAUAGAAAGGUUAAAGCCUUUAACUUUUUCUGAUGUCUCUGAUGAUGAAAAGAGCUCACAACGCGCAACACAGACACCACAAAAGCCGCUAAAGAGAAAACGAAAACAGAAAGUGCAUAAACCUAUGAUGUUCAAUUCUGAAGACUCAAGCGACAAUGACUUACCAGAAAGUCCGUUUAAAAUCAGUAAAAAAGACUCGGAUAAAAGUACGGAUAAUAAGUUGGAAAAAAGCAUGGAUAUUCUUCCAGGAAUGAAUGAAUUUAUGAAAAUCGACAAAGCUGUGUAUGAGAGGGGAUUUGAUGUGCGUCAUGAUAAAAUCUUAGAAAACGAUGACAUAAUUACAACAUUCGGACUUUUGAAACCUGAAUAUCUUUAUGUGAAAACAGACAUGACGGGGCACGCUUUGUUGGGAAAAUGCGUGAGAUGUAAAUGUUGCAAGCAGUUUUUUAAUCCAUUAGAUUUCUCAGAACACCACGAUGAAGCGUCAGUUCGUGCACUUAUUGCAAUUGAUAAAUGCUCCAUGAUGGACUAUACAUUAUGCUCCACUGAUGCGAGUGAAAACAUCAGAGAAGUCUUCAAGCACUUCCAGGAUUACUUUCACCAACUUAGAAGCAAACGAAGAUUGAGCCAGUUGGAUAUCAUCUCAAGUGUAACUUCCUUCUCUCCUCCGCCAGUGCGUGAAUAUGUGCAGGUUCUUGAUGGAUCGUUAUUAAAUAGUCAUACUGUCGUUAGAAGUGAUUCAGCCCCAAACCAGUCUACUCCGGGUCAUGCUUCCGUUGUAGAUACCGCACCCUCAGUAAUGGAUACAGAGCCGAGGAACUGCUCUAUAAGUUUCACUGAAACGUUGAAAAAUCAGAAUGUGGUCUCAAGAAGGCCUUCCAUAGAAGCGAACUCGGGCUUGACUUCCCCUCCAAUAUUUAAUGCUUCCACACCUCUGUUCAAUCAAUUGACACUGCCUUUAAUGGCAAUCGGGUUUGAAUCGACACCUUCUACUCCCAGUUCAAUAACAGACAGCAUACAUGAAAAAAACAUUGAAGAUGCCUUCCCCAUGGACGAAAGUGUUGUAUUGGAGAAACAGGAUAGUCCUGGUUCUGUUGAGAUAGAAAGCGAAAGAAACCGGGAUGUUGAUCCGGCUAUCGAUACGACUGAUGUCAAUAAGGCGACGUCUUCUGAAACAACAGAUGUAAAUGAUAUAGAGAAGAAAAGAAGUGAAGCCAUUGAUCAUUUGUGUAGGCUGUAUGGAAUAAAUACACCUAACAGAUACACGAAUGUCGCUCUGCUGGUAACCGCGCUUCACAUCGACAAUACAAAGCGAUACAUUGAAGAACAGAAUAUAGCACGAGGAAACCUCAUUUAGAUUUAGUGCUGUAGUAGUCAAUUGUUUAAUUUGUGCUCUGUUACUGUUAUUUCUGUUUGCGUGUGUUUUCGAUUAUGUUUCAAUUACUUCUUUUAUGGCAUGUUUUCAUAUUUAAUCUUAUGUAAUCGAGGUAAAGAAAAACUAUUUUAAAAUGAA